Paramecium tetraurelia is the source of this 3903-nucleotide messenger RNA. RefSeq lists its product as uncharacterized. The record is from RefSeq and is a predicted model, not a curated record. The transcript has 8 exons. Lineage: Eukaryota; Ciliophora; Oligohymenophorea; Peniculida; Parameciidae.
AUGGGAAAUUCUAUAGAGAUUAGUCAAACGUUGUCUUAUUAGACCAUUCAAGGAUAGGAGAUCCUACUUCCGUUUAAAGAGUUAAAGGGAAAGUAAAAUUUUCCUAAAGUGCCUUCAAGAGAAAAAGAUGUUGAAAUUAUGUUUCAAAAAUGGCUAAGCAAAAUUGUGAUUGGAAGAAGGGAAAAAGAAAAAUUGAAAGGAAUUCCUCUGAAAUACAAAUUUAGAUUAUGUUACAAACAUGACUAAAUCAUUUAAGAGAUAACUAAAGGGGAAUAAUAUAAAUAGAAAGUAAUGCAGGAAACAGAUAAACUAAUUUAAAAAGUAUUAUCUCAACAAGACGUUGUUUCAUUAGAAGCUUUAUCAAGAAAUUUAACAAAUGAUGAGCUACUAGAACACAAAAUCACUUUAUUAGUUAAAGCAGAUCUCAUUGCCAAAUUAGUUGUAGAAUUGAAAACUCAAGAAUUGUUAUCAAGACAUUCCAAAAAUUUUAGGGACUAAAUUGUCAUUAUCAAAAUUUUUGAAAAGCUAUUGCAUCACGAAUCAGGGGUAUAAUUAUUAUGUGACACUUCUAAUUUUUUCCAAAUUAUGUUUAGUACUUUUCACCCAGUUGAACCAGAAAUCACAGGGUUGAUGCUUUAGGUUUUAGGCGGCAAGUCUGGUUUAUGUUGGCAACCAGAAUGCUUGGAUAACAUCCUUGAUGCCAUGACUGAAUUUUAAAAUAAUCACAGAUUAUAAACUAAAUUUGAUGUAAUAAUUCGAAGCAUUUACUAUACAAAGAAUUUAAUCACUAUCUAUCAUCUUCUUUAGUUUUUGUUUAACUUUCUGUUUUCAGUUGAAAAACCAGAAUCUGAUAUUUUGCAUAAGGAAUUAUUAGAAACAGUAAUAAAUGGUAAAAGGAUUGACGAAGUGUUUCAAUAAGUGAAAAUUAGAAUUGUCAAAGAUUACUAUUAAAUUGAAGAAUGCACAUAUUAAGGUGUGAGAUAAAAACUAGCUUAAUUCUAACAUCCUCUUGUUGAAAAAUAAUCUCAAGAGAAUGACUUUUUCUCCAUGUAGAGAUUUAAAACAAUUACAGAUAAACCUCCAAAGGAUGCUAUUAAACCGAACAUUGAGUUUGAUCUUGAAGAAACAGGAAGAAUUAAAUUCGAAAAUUGUUUUUACUUUGAAUAACACGAUAUUAAGCUUUUUAGCAUUCUCAAAGUUCAAAUUUUUGAACUUAUGGAUGGUAUCUUAAACAUAGAUUCCAUUUUAAUAUAAAUUGAAAAUGAUGAUGUCGAUCAAACGGAAAUUGUUUCAAAUCCAAAUAAUGUCUUCAAUGAAAUGUAAACUUUGGCUGAAGUAGAUGAAGAAGAGGAAGAUGAUUACGAUAAUAGAUUAGUCAGUUUUUCAAAAAUAAGGAAUAAUGAUUAGUUUAGAAACCAAGGAAAUAUGAUCAAAUAUGCUAAUGCUAAUUUACAAUAGGAGUACAAUUCACUAGAGGAAAAACAUUAAAUUCUAUUCUCUAAAUAUGAGGAAACUGAAAAAUAAUGUCGGGAAUUAUCUCUCUAAUUAAUUGAUGAACAGUAAAAAGUCAAAAAGCUCGAAGAAUAAAAUGAAAAAUUGCUAUAUCAUUCUACAAGUGAAAACUAAGAUUAAAUUUAAACAUUAGUUUAAGAAUAAAUAGAAUUUCUGAAAUAAUAGCAUCUCAUUCAAAUCACUUAAUUGUCAGAAGAAUUAACUAAACUGAAAGAGUAAACACAGAAUUAAACUUUAAUUGAAAAUUAGUUAAUCAAUUAAAUUUAAAUCGAAAGUACAAAAGUGUAAACCCAGAAAUAAUAGAUUGAUUUACUCUAGCGAUAUAUUGAUUAAUACGCAUCAAUGCCUAUUUCAUCGAUAUCAGAUAAAAAUGACGAGAAAUUAAAUGAAGUCUAAAAAUCUGAAGGUGAAUCACAAGUUAUUAAGGAUAUUAAAGAUAACAACGAUUCCUAAAAAUUAAUAGAAUAACCAAUUGAAGCAGAGGAUAAAUCGAAGGAUGAUUCAACAUUAGAAAAAUCAAGUGAAAAUUAGUAGGUUCAAAAAACUGAACAAUAAGAAUAAAAUCAAACUCUUUAAAUUGAGAACAACAUAAUAGAUUAAAAUUUAAAUUAAGAAGUAGUCAAAUCUGAUACAGACCAAUUAAAAUAAUAAGAGAAUGUAAAAGAGACUAUUACUGUGAAAAAACUAAUGGUUGACUCUGAAACAUAAACAAAUGAGAAAAUAUAUCAAACAAAAGAAGCCUAAACUACUUUUGAAUUUCCACCUAACCCUUAAACUUAAGUAGCAGCUUAAGUACAGAAGGAUUAAAAGGCUAACCCACCUCCUGAACCACCAACAGUAAAGGUAGCUCCACCUCCUCCUCCACCACCACCUCCUAGUCUAAAACCAGGUGGCCCUCCUCCACCACCUCCUCCUCCUAUGAAAGGAGCCUAAUAAGCACCUAAACCAUAAGAUAUUCUAUUUCCCUUCAAUAAAACUGAACUUAUUCCAUCUGUUCCUACUAAACCUAUAAAUUGGAUUUUGAUAUAACCAUAAAAUAUGAAAAAUACAAUUUAUGAGUAGAUUUAUUAGGAAUCCUAUGAAAUAGAUCCAAAAUAUUUAGAAACCUACUUUUAUAAAAUUUAAUCAGCACCAUCCACUUAAUAGCAAACUAAUGAAAAUUAGAUUGUUAAGAAAGUAGUAUAGACCAAGAUACAACUAAUAGCAACUGACAGAUCCAAAAAUAUUGAGUUAGUAUUGGGAAAAAUAAAGAUACCAAAUGCUUUGAUUAUGAAAUCAUUGUUAUCGAUUGACUUAAACAUACUUACUGAUUCUGCAAUAGAUUCUUUAGACACAAUAAUCCCAACUGAUGAGGAAAUUAAAAUUGUUAGUGAAUUCUAGGGCCAGAGAGAUUUGCUUGGAGUUGUUGAAACCUUUAUUGAUACUAUUAGAUAAGUUAAUGGGUUUUAAUUUAGAAUCAGAUCACUAAAAUUUAGAUCAGUCUAUGAUGAUUACAAAUAAGACUUAAUUGAUAAAUUGGGCAUUUUAACAUCAAGAUUUUAAGAGAUAAGAAAUUUAAAAGGAUUAUAGAAAAUGUUAUUAAUAACUUUGAAUAUUGGAAACUUUUUAAAUGCCAAAACUCCUAGAGGCAGAGCUUUGGGCUUUAAAAUAGAAGCUCUUGACAUAUGUGCAGAAAUUAAAACAUCAGACAAUCAAAAUAAUAAUUUAUUAUUGUACAUAAUAGAGAAAACUGAGUAAAUAAUAGGAUGUGAAAUUAUUUCUGAAGAAAAAAUGAAAACAUUUGAGGUUCUUUAGAGAGUGCCAGUCCAUUAAUUAGUAGUUGAUUUGGGAGACAUCAAAAAAGGUUGUAGCUUUAUAAAAAAAGCGAUGGAAUCAUAAACAGAUGAUCCUCAAGAUUUAGUAUAAUAGAAGUUUAAGGAUGGAUAUGAAUCUAUCACAAAAGACAUUGAAGAACUUGACAAGAAGAUAAAUCUUUUAGAAGAGGAGUAUAAAAUGUGCGCAUAAUUUUAUGGUGAAAAUCCCAAAGAUCCUUCAGAUAAAUUUGGAGAUAAGAUAUUGAAAAUAUUCAGACAAAUUUUAAGAUAAAAAUUAGAGAAGUUGUAAAGGGAAGAAAGAGCAAAGAGAUAAGAAGCCUUAAAGAAAAGAUAGAUGAUGAAGAGUACACCAUUAACAGCAAGAAGAGCAGAUGAAGGACCUAAACCACCUCCGAAAGAAGCAUAAAGAUAAUCAGUCUUAAAACCGAUUAUUCCGAGAUAAUCCAUCAAAGAUCCUAUAAAGCUUGAAGUGCCUGGAAAUAAGGGACCCAAAAAGAGUUUUAUAGCCAACGAAAUCAGCUAGCUACGUCAUAUGAAAUAGGUUCGGGCUAGUAUUUUAACUAUUAACAAAAAAUGA